CCCGUGAGUGGCCUGGCCCGGCCCGGCCCGCCGUAGCGCGUUCCCGCCGGCCGCCUCUCCUGGAGCCACGCGUCCCGCGGCGAGGUCCUUCCCCGCGCCCGCCGAGCCCGCUCCGCGGCCCGGAGGGGACGAGGUGAGCUCGGCGUCGCGAUCGCUCGGGGCAGCUCCAUCCCCGCCGUCCCUUCCCACGGAUCCCGGACCGCGCUCCUUCGGGGGCCGCCCAGGCUGCAGCACCUGCCGGGCGCGGACUCGGGUGCCCAGCGGCGGUGACGGCCACGCCUGCCCUCCCUGCCACAGGUUAGCACCGCGCGGGGAAGAUGUACCAGAGCCUGGCGCUGGCCCCGGGCCCCGGCCAGGCCGCCUACGCCGACUCCGGCGCCUUCCUGCACGCCCCGGGCGCCGGCUCCGCGAUGUUCGUGGCCCCGGCGCGCGUGCCCUCCAUGCUGCCCUACCUGCCUGCGUGCGAGCCGGGCCCGCAGCCCCCCGCGCUCGCCGCGCACCCGGGCUGGGCGCCGGCCGCCGCCGCCGCCGACUCCGCGACCUUCGGUUCUGGAAGCCCGCACCCGCCAGCUGCGCAGACACCCGGGGCCACCGCCUUCCCCUUCGCGCACGGCCCUCCCGGACCCGGCGGGCCCGGUGGCGGCAGCAACGCGGGGGCCCGGGACGGCGGCGCCUAUCAGGGCGCGCUGCUGACCCGCGAGCAGUUCCCGGGCGCUCUGGGGCGGCCCGUGGGAGCCUCCUACCCCACCACCUACCCGGCCUACGUGAGCGCGGACCUGGCCCCGUCUUGGACCGCAGGCCCCUUCGAGGGCAGCGUCCUGCAUGGCCUGCAGGGCCGCCCGGCUGGGCUCACAGGCCGCAGGGCCGCCUUCGUGUCCGACUUCUUGGAGGAGUUCCCCGGCGAGGGCCGUGAGUGUGUCAACUGCGGUGCCCUGUCCACACCACUCUGGCGCCGCGAUGGGACUGGCCACUACCUGUGCAAUGCCUGCGGCCUCUAUCACAAGAUGAAUGGUGUCAACCGCCCGCUGGUGCGGCCCCAGAAGCGCCUGUCCUCGUCCCGCCGUGCCGGGCUCUGCUGCACCAACUGCCACACCACCCACACCACGCUGUGGCGGCGGAACACGGACGGCGAGCCCGUGUGCAACGCCUGCGGCCUCUACAUGAAGCUACAUGGGGUGCCCAGACCCCUGGCGAUGAAGAAGGAAAGCAUCCAGACAAGGAAACGGAAGCCGAAGACCAGCGCCAAGACCAAGGGCUCCUCAGGUGCCCUCCUCCCUCCCGGGUCCAUGGCACAGGCAACAGCGUCUCCACCUGCCGUCCCCAGCAUCGAGAGCUCGGCGGCCUCCCUGAAACCAGAGCCCAGCCUGGCCUCCCCAGCGUGUGCUGGGCCCAGUGUCAUCUCUCAGGUGUCCGAGCCGGUGGAUGACCCCCUGGCCCCCAGCCACUUGGAGUUCAAGUUCGAGCCUGAGGACUUUGCCUUCCCGUCCACCGCCCUGGGCCCCCAAGCUGGCCUCAGUGGGACCCUGCGCCAGGAGACCUGGUGUGCACUGGCCUUGGCCUAGGUCUCCAGGCAGUCCUGCACUGGGGGAGCCACCCGGGAUGGCACCCACAAAUCCAUGCCAUGCCUGGAGACCAUGGGCCCCACCUGCCGGCAGAGACUGGUGCCCCAGAGUAAGUCGGUCCAUCACGAGAGUCAUCAGCAACCGCGUGGACCCUUCUGGGCCCAGCCCAGAGGGAGAGAGGAGCCAAAAAGCUGGGGAGUCCCGCGCCUGCAGCCAAGGUCCACUUGAAUUCCCUCACCAGCACUGGCUGCUGCCGCCGUUUUCAGGGUAUAGCAGCUGGGGAAGGCUCGAGCCUGCUUCUGCAAGCUGGCGUGGUGGCCACACCUGUCACCCCAGCACUCGAGAGGCUGAGACAGGAGAAUCGCCGUGAGUUUGAGGCCAGCCUCAGCUAUGUAACAAGUUUAAGGCCAGACUGGACGACGUAGACCCUGUCUCAGAAAAACAAAAGACGGGAAAAAAAAAGAAACCUGGAUUCCAACCAACAGACCUGAGGCCAUACCAGUAGUAGUGGGGGACCCUGGGCAUGGGGUCUGCUGGGGCCUCAAGGUCUUCCCUCCCUCAUUUGAGGGAAGGCACCCUGGUGCACAGUCUUUCCCUGCUCAAGGACACAGGACUGCUGGGGACAGAUAUGUAAGUUGUGCACUGUACCAGGACACCAUCCUGAGAGGGAGCGGGCCACACUGCCAUCACCACCACCUGUGUAUUUAUUUGGAUGGGUUUUGAGGUGGGUUCGUGAACAACAAUACAGGAAUCCAAGCAGCCAA
This is a messenger RNA of Cavia porcellus (domestic guinea pig), 2326 nucleotides long. RefSeq names its product GATA binding protein 5 (gene Gata5). Gene Ontology annotation, cellular component: nucleus. The record is from RefSeq and is a predicted model, not a curated record. Gene Ontology annotation, biological process: cardiac muscle tissue development; negative regulation of transcription by RNA polymerase II; cell fate commitment. The transcript has 6 exons. NCBI's taxonomy places the organism in Eukaryota, Metazoa, Chordata, Mammalia, Rodentia, Caviidae. Gene Ontology annotation, molecular function: zinc ion binding; RNA polymerase II cis-regulatory region sequence-specific DNA binding; DNA-binding transcription factor activity, RNA polymerase II-specific. The coding region runs from base 318 to 1562 and encodes 414 amino acids.